Molecule: messenger RNA, 1128 nt
Organism: Phytophthora sojae
Lineage: Eukaryota; Oomycota; Peronosporomycetes; Peronosporales; Peronosporaceae
Product: Kazal-like serine protease inhibitor domain and phox-like domain-containing protein
Exons: 1
Coding region: 70-945 (291 amino acids)
Biological process (GO): ubiquitin-dependent protein catabolic process
Molecular function (GO): ubiquitin protein ligase activity; phosphatidylinositol binding
Source: RefSeq, a predicted model, not a curated record
CAGCGCUCAAGCCAUCUGUCCGCCCUAAGGCCAAAGCAACUUCAACUCCGACUACCGACCACCGCCGACAUGUCGGACGCGAGCAUCCAGUCCCAGCGCCUGCAGCGCGUGUACGAGACCGCCAAGAACUCGCUCAACAUCAGCACCCAAGUGGCGCUGGCCGGCGGCGUUGCCGCGCCGGCCACCAUGUACCACAUGGACAUCUCCUUCCGCAGCACGCGCAACAAGUGGAGCAUCGCCAAGCGCUACUCCGAGUUCUACGCCGUGCGUCAGCAGCUGCGCAAGUUCCUCAAGCAGUACAAGCAGCAGCUCGGCGGCGCGCCGGCCCCGGCGCCGCUGCUCGCGCUGGACAAGACCCUCGAGGCCGCCUUCCCGCGUCGCCACUUCCGCUGCGAUAACAACAUGAUCAUCGCCGAGCGCAGGGCGGCGCUCGAGACCUUCGUGCAGUCGCUGGUCAAGGUCAUCUCCAGCAUCCCCAUGGCGGCUGACGUCGCCGCCGCGACUACGACCGAGUCUGCUCCGACGGCUGAGGCCAAGCAGCUGGUUGCACUCUACGCUAUCCUGCGCGACUUCCUCGAGUACCCGGACAAGCAGAUCGAGAGCGAGACCAAGCUCAAGCUGGCCGUGCUGUCGCUCGAGGACGUGGUCGUGGACUCACAUAGCAACCUGCUCGUGAGCGUCGAGGGCGUUAGCACCAGCGAGUGCUGCAGUAUCUGCCUCGGCGAGUGGGACGACGAGGAGUGCGCCGGCAUGAACGUGGUCAAGCUGCCUUGCACGCACGCCUUCCACGAGGAGUGUCUGCUCGAGUGGCUGCAGGGUAACAUUCACUGCCCCAUGUGCCGCGAGGAGCCCACGACCCGCGCCAGUCUUGAUGACGGUGCGGCCCAUCACGUUGCCCACGAAAUCAACGCGGACGCCCUUACGGACCGACACACCUUGUGCUAAGCAGCGAGCCAAGUAUGGCUGCGUCCUCGUCAUUUAUUACCAUAGGAAAGUAAUAGAAUAUCUGCGCUUAUUUAUUGCCCGCAUUCGGCCUCGAUUGCUUGCCACAGUAAGGUAGCGAGCGUCGUGAUGCUCGCUGCAAGAAGCUCGCCAUGUUGCUCUGCAACUCGAAUGGGUAGAAGUUUG